UUCUGAUUCUCAUUCCACACAAUGUCUGGCCAACCUACCAUCCGUCUCGCGACGCCUGAGGACGUCCCCUUCAUCCUCCAGUUCAUCCGGGAGCUUGCCGACUAUGAGAAGGCUCUCCACGAGGUUGAGGCAACUGAGGAGUCUCUCCUGGCGACUCUGUCUUUCCCCGACUCUACCCCCAAGCGAGGCUCGGUCUAUACCGCGCUUGUCAUCCCACCUGCGACCGCGGAGCAGCCAAGCCCCAAGCCAGUGGGCAUGGCACUGUUCUUCUACAACUACUCAACCUGGCGUUCUGCUCCCGGUAUCUACCUCGAAGACCUCUAUGUGCAGCCUAGCGCCCGAGGCAACGGUUACGGCUUUAAGCUUUUGAAGUACCUCGCGGCUAAGGUCCUAGAAGUGAAUGGCAGACGGCUCGAAUGGAGUGUACUCAAGUGGAACGAGCCCAGUAUCAAGUUUUACGAGCAGGUGGGCGCCAAAGCGAUGGAUGAAUGGACUAAGAUGAUGAUGGAGGGACCCGCUUUAAAUAAGCUUGCUGAAGGAGUCUGAUUGCGAGUCUGACCCUUUUUUUCUAUUAUUAACUCGGCUUUAUUGGCUUUUGAUGCGUACAGCGAAGAGGGUAAGAGGAUUAGAUCUGGGUGGCCUGUGAAAAUAUAUCUUCUUUCAAGUUUACGAAAUAUGUGCUGUAUGUACAUGCAUUCAACUUAAUACCCUCAACCAGAAUUAUCAUCUUUCUACUAGCGACG
Aspergillus saccharolyticus JOP 1030-1 is the source of this 743-nucleotide messenger RNA. Its product is annotated as GNAT family N-acetyltransferase. The transcript is spliced from 2 exons. The coding region runs from base 22 to 546 and encodes 174 amino acids. Lineage: Eukaryota; Fungi; Ascomycota; Eurotiomycetes; Eurotiales; Aspergillaceae. The record is from RefSeq and is a predicted model, not a curated record. Gene Ontology annotation, molecular function: N-acetyltransferase activity. Gene Ontology annotation, biological process: protein acetylation.